AUGAUUUCAAAUGAACCUACCAGUGAACCUACAAAUGUGACUAAAUCGGAAACUGUUACUCAUGUUCCUGAAACAAAACUGACAACAAAUGUAACCGAAAAAACCAUUGUGGUAACCGAAACUGCACCGCUUACAAAUUUAACUGAAAUGAAACCAGGUGUAAACGUAACGGAAAUCAAACCGAGCCCAGAUGUAACAGACAUUAAACCGAGCCCAGAUGUAACAGACGUUAAACCGAGCCCAAAUGUAACAGACGUUAAACCGAGCCCAGAUGUAACAGACGUUAAACCGAGCCCAGAUGUAACAGACGUUAAACCGAGCCCAGAUGUAACAGACGUUAAACCGAGCCCAGAUGUAACAGACGUUAAACCGAGCCCAGAUGUAACAGACGUUAAACCGAGCCCAGAUGUAACAGACGUUAAACCGAGCCCAGAUGUAACAGACAUUAAACUGAGCCCAGAUGUAACAGACGUUAAACCGAGCCCAGAUGUAACAGACGUUAAACCGAGCCCAGAUGUAACAGACGUUAAACCGAGCCCAGAUGUAACAGACGUUAAACCGAGCCCAGAUGUAACAGACAUUAAACCGAGCCCAGAUGUAACCGAAAUUGAACCAACUACAAAUUUAACCGAUAUCAAACCGGCUACAAAUUUAACCGAUAUCAAACCGGGUACAAAUUUAACCGAUAUUAAACCAGUUACAAAUGUAACUGAAAUUAAACCGCCUACAAAAGUAACAGAAACCGAACCGGCUAAAAAUAUAACCAAAACUGAACCGGAAAUUAAUGUAACCGAAGACGAUCUGACUACAACCGCAACCGAAAUAGAAACCACUACAAGUGUAACAGAAAUCACAUCAACUGCAACUGUUACUGAAACUGAAACGGAGACAAAUCUAAACAAAGAUGUUAAAGACAUUGAAAGUGAAAAAAAAGUACCAGUAGAAAUCGGUGCAGACACAAAAGAGGAGCCAAGCUUAGAGACUAGAACAAAAGAACUCAAUGAGAAACACGUCUAUAAAAAGACUGCGUCUACAAGCGUCGCUGGAAUAGUAAUUGGCUCGAUAGUUAUAACUCUAAUUGCAUUCUAUGCCAUCAUUACAAUGUACAACUGUUACAGCAAGAAAACAUACGUUGUCAGAAAUUCAAACGUGGAAAUGGGACAAGCGUGA
Danaus chrysippus (African queen) is the source of this 1170-nucleotide messenger RNA. NCBI's taxonomy places the organism in Eukaryota, Metazoa, Arthropoda, Insecta, Lepidoptera, Nymphalidae. The record is from the annotation of a GenBank genome assembly.